Messenger RNA from Salarias fasciatus (jewelled blenny), 6212 nucleotides. It is a transcript of the gene fbrsl1, whose product is annotated as fibrosin-like 1. The record is from RefSeq and is a predicted model, not a curated record. Lineage: Eukaryota; Metazoa; Chordata; Actinopteri; Blenniiformes; Blenniidae. Bases 1106 to 5074 code for a protein of 1322 amino acids. The transcript is spliced from 21 exons.
AGGUGGCGGAAAUACGUCAGUUAUGUGGGUUCUCUGAAGCUUGACUGCGUCUCUUAAUUUCGGAUGAAGGGAAUGAGAGGGGGGAGAAGAGGAGAUUUUAAUCACUCCUGUCGCUUUAAGGACACUUAUCAAAGCCUUAUUAUGCGAAUAGAAAAUACCACUGAGCAACUGAGCUGCCAAGGGACGGACUAGAGUGGAUUUAUAGGAAACUCUACAUUAUCUGAACUGGAAUAGACCGCUUCAUCGCCUCAUGGAGUUUGAUCGCACACUGGAUGCUUGUCUUUUUCGGACGCUUCGGGUCAUUUAGGAAAUAUUGCGCAUAAGUAGCGCUCAGACUUGGGAUCCUUUUUCUUUUCUCUUUUUUUUUUUUUCCUUCUUCUUUUUGCUCCUGAAGCGCAGAGAGGAAUAUUAUGGCUUAAAAGUCAUCUGCCACGGGAUUAUUCACUCCUCCGACAGCCCCACGACCGAUCCGCGCUCGUUCGGCGAGGCGUUCGGUUUCGGACGGAGAGAGUCUCCGGAGCUCUUUUUCUCUUGACAGCCGCGGAUCAUGGAUCGGCUCGGUGGGAAAACAACAGCGGCCAGCGACACGGUUCCUCCGCGCCGUCUGCGGCACGCAGCGAGCUCCGGCUUCCACCUCGCGCCUCAUUAUCGCCGCGCAGCAAAAGUUGCGAAGCGGGUGUAAUGCGUGGAUUUGUCACAGUUUGGCCGUUUUGCACCUGCUUUCGCCGCGUCGACACGUUCGGCGGCGGAAUAGCGUCGCUCCGCUCUGCCCCUCCAACGCCUCCGUGGGAUACUUGAACAUUUUUCUUUUUUUUUUCUCUCUCUCUCUCUGCUUUAUCUUUAAUGGAGAUUGAAGGGGUUUCCACUCAAGGUCAUUGAGUGUUGCGAGGCUGUGUUUUGCGUUUUGUUAUUUUUCAGGCGCUCUCUCGCGCGCGCACACGGCGCUGCCUUUCCUCGCGUGAUAGCGCAGCGCAUAAUCGUCGGUCCGGCGCGCGUUAUUACUCGUUGCCGCGCGGCGCGAGCGGCACGUACUGUGGAGUUAUAUUUCUAUUCCUCCACCCCCCCACCCCUCCUCGCCCCCCUCCCCCCCCCGCCGCCCCGCAGCAUGGAUGGGAAGCUGAAGCAGGGUCGGAGAUGCCGGGCCAAGCGGGAGAGGGUGCGGAGGCUGCGGGAGGCGGGGAGCAGAGACGCCCGCAGCCCCGACCCCAACUCCUCCUGCUCCGACAGGGAGGGACACAGUCCGGGGAGGGACGCCGCUAAGAAGGCGCCGCGCCCCGCCGCCGCCGCCAGAGCCCCCCGGCCCCCCCGCCGGAAGAGACGGGAGUCCAGCUCGCAGGAGGAGGACAUCAUUGAUGGAUUUGCUAUCGCCAGCUUCAUCAGCCUGGACCGUCUGGAGAAGAAGACCGGAGUCGUGAAGACGCAGGAGAAGAAGGAGCGGUGGAAGGAGAAGAAGGUGGCGAAGCGGCAGAAGAAGGAGGACGAGGAGGUGGUGGAGGAGGAGGAGAAUGUCCAGCCGGUGGUGGACCCCCUGGAGAACGGCUUCCUGCACCACGCCCAGCGGGAGCAGGAGAGGAUGAACGAGCGGCUGCUGAAGAGGACCUACUCCAAGAAGAACAAAAUGAUCAAACCUCUGGCACUGCGUCCGGUGAAAGUCAGCGAAGACGAGCCGGUGCAGGAGCUCGGUCGACCGCACAGGAGCAACUCCAAGGAGCAGCUUAGCGAGACUUCCACUCACUCGCUGUCAGGCCGCGGCUACUCGAGUACUGCCAAGGUCAGAGAGGGAAACUCUGAAGAAUGUCCCAGGAUUUGUCUAAAUCAUGAGGUGCAGCCAGCAGCAGUGGCCCUCCUCAAGUGUGACAGCGAGAGUGACAUUGACGACAAGGUGUCUGAUGUAGGAUCGGAGAAGCUCUUUUCCCCCACCACACCCAAAGGUGUCCCAACGAAUGAAAGUCCCGAGUCCAAGCCUUCAGCCAAGGUCUCAGGGCUCCAUCGCAGCCAGGAGCAGAGCAUCAGCGAGGUGCCCUUCGCGCCUCCCGUGCCAAGCCCCACCCCGGCUUCGGCACCGACGGGCUCCCCGGCCCCCGCGGCGGCGGCGGCACCCCCAGAGCCACCCCGGUCGCGCCUGCCCACCCCGCCGCCUCUCAGCGUCAAGAAGGAGCCGCCACCUCCGCCCCCGGCCCCCACUCCUCCCCUGCUGAGGGCGCCCCCCCACCCCCAGCUCCAGCUCCACCCUCCCCACCCGCUCGUGCACCAGGAGCCCCGUGUCCUCCCGCCCCCGCAGCACCACCCGCGGCCGGUUUCCCUGAGCCACCCGCUGCACCACCCGCUGCAGUACGGCGCUCUGCACGACAUCAGCCACAGCAGCAGUCCGGUGGGUCUCCCCAAGCAGCACUUGCCUCCAUCCCCUCACCACCACCACCACCACCACCUCAGUGGGCUCCCGGCCUCGGCCCCCGCCUUGCCUCUGUCCAUAGCCAACCUCUCUACCUCGCACUAUUCCUCCCUCCGGAGCCCGGCCCAUCGCCAUUCGGCCAUGUUUGCAACCCCAGCCACACUGCCGCCACCACCGACCUUACCAACCAACAGCUUAGUGGUGCCCGGGCACCCCGCCGGCACCCCCUACCCAGAGCAUGACCUCCUGAGGCAGGAGCUGAACAACCGCUUCCUGGUUCAGAGUUCAGAGCGGGGCCGGGGGCCGUCCGCCUCGCCGCUGGCCCCUGUGUCACUCCUGAGGGCCGAGUUUCACCAACAUCAGCACAUGCACCAGCACCAACACACCCACCAGCACACCUUCACGCCCUUCCCCGCCAGUCUGCCCCCGGCCGCCAUCCUCACCCCGCCCACCGCACCCCCCAUGGUGCGUACCCAAGCCAGAAAUUUCGACAAAUACACCCCCAAGCUGGACAAUCCCUUCAUCAGACAUUCAAACUUCUUCCCCUCCUAUCCCCCGACCAUGCCAGGCAUGCCCCCGCUGCUCCCACACUCAGGACCCUUCAGCUCGCUGCAAGGAGCCUUCCAGCCCAAGGCGUCUAAUCCCAUCGACGUGGCAGCGCGUCCCGGAGCCGUACCUCACACACUCCUACAGAAAGAUCCACGGAUAACAGAUCCAUUCAGGACAUCUGUCAGGAAACCUGGCAAGUGGUGCGCAGUGCAUGUCCAGAUCGCGUGGCAGAUCUACCACCACCAGCAGAAAAUGAAGCAAAUGCAGGUGGACCCUCACAAGCUGGACAUGAACGGGAAGCUGGACCUGUUCAGCCGCCCUCCAGCCCCGGGGGUCUUCCCAGGGUUCCCGUACCCCCACGACCUGGCGCGACCCCUCUUCUCGUCCACAGGCUCUGGACACCCGGCUCCAUCCCCGUACGGCCCGGCCCCCCACCCCAGCGGCUUCCUGCCUCCGAGCCAUUUGGCAGGUAAGUAUCCUUUCAGUCGCUCCAGUUCCUUUGGCGGCCUCGGCAACCUUUCAAGCAGUGCCUUCGGAGGAUUAGGCAACCCCUCGCUUGGGUCCAACAGUGUGUUUGGCACCAAGGAGGGGCCAGGAGGACUGCCCACGUUUGGCAGCCCCCACCACGACACCUGGAACCGGCUGCGGCGCACCCCGCCGUCCUUCCCCACCCCGCCGCAGUGGCCCAAAUCCACGGACGCCGAGAGGAGCAGCUCGGCCAACAGCCACGAGAGAGAGCGAGAGAGGGAGCGAGAGCGGGAGAGAGAGCGGGAGAGGGAGAGAGAGAAGAGAGACUCGUCUAUCGGCAAAGAGGAGAAAGAUAAGGACAGGGAUUCUGUGGAUCGUAACCGCCACUCCAACCGUUCUUCUCCCGCCUCGGCUCCGGUCAGCUACCAGAUCAGCAGCCUGAUUCGCUCCAACAGCCAGAACUCCAGCGAUUCGGGUCGCCAUCACAGCGGCAGCGUAGACCGGGUCCGAGAGGCGGAGAAGGAGCUGCUGGAGCGCCACCGGGAGUCUUCCACGUUGGCGGACGUGAAGGUGAAGGAGAGUCGCUCGCCGGGCAAAGAGAUGCUGGAGAGGAGACCGUCGGAAGACUCCAUCAAGCCGGCUCAGCGGUCUCCGUCUCCGUACUCCAAGGCGGUGAUCAGCGAGCAAGGCAUGAAGAUGGCUGGCGUGCCUCCUUCGGCCAUCAAGGACAACGACAGGAAAGAGCCGCCGCCCGCGGAUCUCCUGCACAAGGUGAAGAACGACAUGAAGAUCAAGGAGGAGAGGAAGGAGGAGCAGGAGGUGAUGGUGGUGAGUUCGGAGCCGGCCCCCCAACCGCCCAUCCAGGUCCUGUCCGCUCCCACCAGCCAGCCGGGGAACCCUCACCACCACCAUCCGCCUCUGUCCCAGCAGCCCCCGCUCCCCUCGCCCCGUGGCAGCGACAUCCCGGCGCCCGGCCUGCACGGCGUGCCCAUGGCGCACUCCCUGCCGCUCUCCAUGAGCGCCAUGCCCCAGAUGGGCAGCCUCAACGUGCUGGACCGCGCCCGCAUGGCCCCGUUCAUGGGCGUGAGCCCCCUGGCGGGACGGGAGCGCCUCCCCCACACGGCCUUCCCCUGGGACCCGCUGAGAGAGGCGUACCGCAGUCUGGACCUGCAGCGGCGCAUGGACUUCCAGCUGCGGGCCGAGCAGGGCCACCGCUUCCCCAGCGUGUACGAGCAGGAGCGGGCCUACCGCGAGCGGGAGGCGCACGACUACUCCCACCACGAGCACCUGCUGGAGGUGCGGCGGGAACACGAGCGCAUGCGGCAGCAGGCGGAGGAGCGGGAGCGCCUCCACCUGAGGGAGGAGCUGGACCGAGCGCGCCUCCAUCAGCUGCACCAGUCCCCCAUGGAGGGCCACCUGCCCCACAUGCCCCCCUUCAUGCCCCACCUGGGCGGCAUGCCGUACCCCAGACUCAGCCCCUCCACGGGACACAACGGCCCCCUGAACAGAACACCGCCCACCGCCGCGCUCAGCGCCCCCCCUCCCCUCGUCCCAGCCGGCAGUGCCAGGCCGUCGUCGCCCCGGAGGACUACCCCCCUCACCACAACCCAGGACCCGAGGGACUACUCCCCAUCUCGCAACCCCAAAGAGGUAGAGGCUCGGUAGCUUCUUGGAAAAAAAGUGCACAAAGUCUUACUGGGCGCUGGUAGUUGUGAACGAAAUGCACUGCUCUUCACCAGAGAGGAGCACAACUCCCUAAGGGAAAGGGUAUGAUUGUACAAGUUCUAGUGGACUGAAGGUUGAAUAAUGUCGGCAAAGAGAACACAAAUAUGUGUACGUUUAUUUCCGACUUAAAUAUUUGAUAAUUAUUAAUAUAUUAAUCCAAUACUUUUUUCAGCUUUGUGCGAAAAGAGAGACCCUGAAAUGAGUUUGUACAUUUCCUAUACUUGUUCCAUGUAUAGAUAUCAUUUCUAUGAAUUUUAUGUAUUUUGUGCAUUAGUCACGCCUUUUACAAUAUUUAUCCCAGUUGAUUGUGAGACAUAUCCCUUAUGAUCCACUGUAAAGACUGGAUUUUGGUUUCAACCUUUCAGUAAUUUAACCUCAUGGUACCAGGAUAUCCUCAGCAAUGACGACGUACAAUGCUACAUUACCUAUUUGUUUUAUUUGUUUUGCCUUUGAGAUAUGCAGAUAAAUAUAUAUUAUGAGGUCUUUGUUCAAUCUCUGUAAAGAAAACAGAUGUAAAUAAUUUGUUGAUAUUCCUUCUCUGCAAGGUUUCCAUGUAAAUUUAUUAGGCUUUUUAACCAUUUCUACAAAAAAAAAGAAAAAAAAAGAAAAAAACAAAACAAAAUGAAAUGAAACGUGGGGAAAGACUUGCCUGUUGGUUGGAGAGAAGGCUGGCCAAUGAAUGGGAAGCAUGGAGAGAGGGUGUUGUCCGGAGGCUCUCGAUGGAUCAUCUGCAAUCUAUGCAAAGCAGCACACAGCACCCGAACGAGGAAACCACGCGGAGGAAGCAGACAUUACUGGUAAUGAUGAAAGAAACUUGGAGUAACCCAUGUUUAUACUCACCGAUGGAAUUACUGAAAGACUUCCAAGUCACAAACUGGACCAGCCCCAGAGACAGAGAGCGGAGGACACUUUUCAGUGGACGGCGAAGGGACUUUAUCUGUCAACCUUGUGGUGUUGUGCAGUUGUUUUUCUUAGACUCUUGUAUACAAAACAAGUAGAGUUUUAGGCGUGCAAAAAAAAUUACAAUGAACAUUCAUGGUUUAAAAUGUACGGAAUAAAGUUUGGACCUAAUGUCAAA